CAAGAGAGAGAGAGAGCAAGAGAGAGAGAGAGAGAGAGCAAAGAGAGAGAGACAGAGAGAGAAAGUUAUUGAGGAGGGAAUGGAAGGCGUGAUGGAAUAGGACGUUGCGUUUAUCGCCCAGAAGACAGACUCUAGUAGACAUGAGGACACACACCAAUAGUGGAGAGUCCAACGUGCAUGAGUGUGAAGGUGUGAUCAACAUUCUGUCCACAAACAUGGCUAUGGACGCCAAUUUAAGCCUCACAUUUCUGCAGCUUCUGAUGAUCUUUGCGUGUGUUUAGACCCCCUGAGCGGCAAUUGAAUUGACAAUAAAACUAAAUGCACCCUGGUGUGACUGCCGACAUGGGAUCUGCAGACUAAACAUCGCAGAUUCCCUGACUGAGGCAUCGCAAGGGAGAAUAAGCAAAGCUUCUGAGAGAUGUCAUCAACAUGCACUGAUCCAUACAAAAGACUUUUAACGCUUUAGAGACUGAGUCCGAGCUCUGUAGCUAGACUGAAACAGAAAGAAGAAAAUCAUGAUGGAGAAGAUGGAGCCCACUGUAUCUCCGUCCCCUGUUCUGUCAAUGACUGACCCUUUAACUCCUCCACACACUCAUUCUCCAUGCACCAGCAGCCCUGCAGCGAAUGAGGCUAAUGGUACAGAGAGUGGCAUGAGCUCAAACCCCAGCAGUCCGGCUACAUCGCAAAUUACUGAGACAGCUAAUGUAGAGGAGAAAGCUGAGCCUGCUAGCUCACCCCCAAACACAAGCAUCCCUUCCAUUUCUACUUCCACAUCCAGUUCCACUUCCACCGUCGUCCUCUCUUCUCCUCCUUCAUCAUCCCCUGCUCCACUGCCCCCUAACAUCCCAGUCAUCAGUCUGGCUCACAGUAAACCUCCUCUGCCGCCGAUCCCUAUGCCUGCUACACAGCUGACCGCCCUCCACCCCAUACCCACAGUGCCACACGGACCUGGAGAACUACGACUGGCACAGCUAGCUGCCCUCUCAGGGUGUCCAACAGCCUCGGUGCCUCCACCUAGAGCUCUACUGCCUCAUCAAUACCUACCUGGACACCCCUUACUCAACAGCUCUUUCCUUAGUCCAUCCGGUAGUUAUGGUUUCUUCAGCAACAACCGUGUUAAAAGAAGACCAUCGAGCCACUUUGAAUUGGAUUUAACUGAUUGUCCUCCUCAGAAGCUGGCCAGGCGUGUUUUCACCAACAGCCGUGAGCGUUGGCGUCAGCAGAACGUGAACGGUGCUUUCUCAGAGCUCCGGAAGCUCAUCCCUACACAUCCACCAGACAAGAAGCUAAGCAAGAACGAGAUCCUGCGGCUCGCUAUGAAGUACAUCAACUUUCUGGUGAAGCUAUUGAAUGACCAGUCUAACGACAGCGGCACAUGCAGCCUAACGGACAGCACAGAGGAGGACAAGAGCAAGACGAAAGGUGCAAAUGAAAUGAUGGGCAAUGGCCACAAAGACUGCAGCCACGUCCUGCACUCAGCGUGUCCCUCAGACAGCACUUCACCGUCUCAGAUCACUCCUCCACUUCCUGCUGUUCGCCUGACCUUAGUCACUUCCCACCGUAACAGAGACUCCACUGAUUCAGUCAUUGCUUUGACAGCAUCGCCUGGAUCCAGUUGCUAUGGCGACACGGACAGUGAGGAAAAUUUAGGCUCACAGAAUUCAGGGAUUGUUAAGACGAGCGUUAGUGAAGGGAUGAUGGAAAAAAUGAAGGAACAGAUAAAGACUGUUAUGGCUGCCGGAUACCACCGAUGACAUCACCUGUGACAUCAUGUUCAAACGCUGGAGCACAAACUGACAAAAAGAGGAACGGACUAGUCAAAUAUAUAUGCGCUUUUGUGUGUGCUUGUCUGUGUUGCUUGUUUGUGGAAUAAUCUAUUAUUAUUAUUAUUAUUGUUAUUAUUAUAAUAAUAAUAACAAUAAUACAAAUAAUAAUAACAAUAAUAAUAAUAAUAAUAAUAAUAAUAACAAUAACAAUAAUAAUCUAUUAUUAUUAUUAUUGUUAUUAUUAUUAUUAUGUUUAAAUUUAGUUAUUGGUUAAUUCCCACCAUAACAGUUUAAAUUGAGACAUUUUAAUAUUUUAGAUGUUUUAUUGUGUGCAGAUUAAUUAUUAGCAUCUGAGGUAAAAAUGUUUGGUUCACACACACUGACUGUCGUAUUGUUGUGGCACUUUGAAGUAUGAAGUCAAGAAAAAAUAAACAAGCUGUGUAUUCGGAGACCUUUGUGCUAUUGUGUAUCACAGACAGCAGGAACGAAUAGAAAUGGUGUUUCUAAGUAGCAGAAGAUAAACAUGAAGAAUAAUCAGGCUUGUGGAAAGAUCUACAAAAGUUCUACAUCAAACCUUUAUAGCAAAGGGGUGUAACUCUAGUGCACUUACCACCUCCGAGGCACCAGAUUGGUAAAAUUGACCUUUACUUGUGGAUGUCUGUGAGCUCAUGGAUGUGGAAUUGGUUUAUUAGCAGUUUUAUCUGAAUGUGUUACGUUGCCCUGUGACCAUUAUGUCAAGUCACCCUUGUCAGAAUCUCAAAUACUCUUGAAUUUCCGUCUCUGGAGCCACAGCAAAGACAAACAACUUCAUUGUUACCAAAGUUAAGUGAAUCUUUAUUGCUGAUAAUAACAUUAAAAGUUAGGUCAGUUAGUGAGGUUAGUGAGGACUGGUCGGAGGAUCGUUGUGGCUAAGGCUAGCGCUUUUUCUGUAAAAAUUAAAAUGGAAAAAAUAAAAAAAGUGAAAAACCUAGUCUGGCAUACUCUUCUCUACUCUUCUGGCAAAAGUUAAAUGUAAGUUUAAUCAUGUCAGAAGUAUGGUUAUUGCACUAUUGCAAUAUUGCAUGUUUAUAUUCCCAGGAACAUUUUGAAAAAGACUAGAUAGCACCAUCGAUCAAUCUUUCACUGUUAGCAAAAUUAGCAUCUAGAGUUGGGAAUUUUAAACCAGUGAAAAACUACUGGAACAUAAGAUGUAUGAAAUUCCUGGUAUCAUCACUGCUAAUUUUUCUGCUAUUUCAUGGUAUUUGCUUAGAGUUUCACCUUUUCAAAGAAUGACUUACAGAUGGAAAUAUUCAGCUUUAUUUAACAAGUAUAAAGGAUUGCUGUUAAGCUUCAGAUGUUUAUCCCAAUAAUGUAGAAGUGCUAUUUUUUGUGAAUAAUAGAUUUCUAUUUCUUUAGUAAAUCCUGUGUUUGGAUAACAUUUCAGGAGUAAACAAAAUAUUGAUUACAUAUAUUAAUGUCUACAAUUUGUCCAAAUUUGUAAAAUAGAAUAUUGCAUUGUUUACUGUGUGCAUGUGUAUGCUUUUAUAUGUGACGUGUCACAGAGUUAACAUGCUCUACAUUCGUCUAAAUCAGCUUCUUGCUUUUCUGGACUUUGUACUGAAGGAUUGAACUAGCUAAUAUCUACCACAAAAUAAUGCUACUAGACGAUUAAGAUGACAUUUUCAUUAAAUAAAAAUGGUGCAUGAGUUUUAA
Messenger RNA from Tachysurus vachellii, 3458 nucleotides. RefSeq names its product LYL1 basic helix-loop-helix family member (gene lyl1). The record is from RefSeq and is a predicted model, not a curated record. Gene Ontology annotation, biological process: regulation of transcription by RNA polymerase II. The transcript has 4 exons. Lineage: Eukaryota; Metazoa; Chordata; Actinopteri; Siluriformes; Bagridae. Gene Ontology annotation, molecular function: DNA-binding transcription factor activity, RNA polymerase II-specific; protein dimerization activity; RNA polymerase II cis-regulatory region sequence-specific DNA binding. The coding region runs from base 516 to 1754 and encodes 412 amino acids.